Messenger RNA from Pocillopora meandrina, 1528 nucleotides. NCBI's taxonomy places the organism in Eukaryota, Metazoa, Cnidaria, Anthozoa, Scleractinia, Pocilloporidae. The record is from the annotation of a GenBank genome assembly.
AUGACUUUACAACAUUUUUUGCUUCAAAUUUUAUUCCUGGUCUGCCUCUGUGAUGCAACUUUAGGAUGUAAUCCUGGUGAAACCCCUCUCAAGCUAGAGAAUCGCUCAGAUAGCUUCGUCAAGGGUUGCUAUUGUAAAAACGAAAGACUUUCUUUGUGCUUCGAGAUUCAGCGCGGGUUUGUACAACUGACAGACACAAACAACAAUGUACUGGUGCAAUUUAGUAAGCCAAAUAGCCAAAGAACUCACGUAAAAGUAUUGGGGCACGAUUUCUUGUGGUAAGUUUUAGUAAUCAUUUUUUUGUUCAGAAAUACCCCUGAAAGUGUCAGUCAUAUAUUCAUUACUUCAUUGUUGUACUAACAAGCGAGUGAUUUUCGCCCAAUGAAAUUUUAAUCAUUUAGCACGAUGCUUGUACAACCAGUAAAGUUUUCACAAUGCUUUUCACCUGUUGCGUUAAAACAAACAAACAAAAACAAAACUGAGCUAAACUAAAACAAUUUCAGACAACUACCGCCUUCUAAAGGUUAACAGCUUACUUGCGAAAGCAGAGAAGGUAAGGUUGGAGGCGCAGCAGGGUAGAGGGACUGCGAAUGAGAGUGAAAAUUUUGCAAGGAAAAAAAUCGCUAGCUCUUUGAUUCUCGCCAAAAUUAAUCUCUAUAGAAAGCAAAAUUCAUAAAGACUUUGUUAUAAAACCCAUGAUCCAUGGCACUAAGAAACAUCCUUCGCCCCCCCCCUUCCCCCGAUUUUUUAGCCAAUUUAUGGCUAAUGGUUAUAAUAUCUUUCCAUUGUUGUCGCCAGAAAUUUUUUUUUAGGGUUAAAAUUUUUUACGACCGACGACUAAGGUUUGUCCAUUUUUACGCCUAACGGUUAAUUUUUGUUGGCCGUUUUACGUACGGCUAACGGUUGACACUAUUAAGUCCCUCGAGAAGGUGGAUACAUUUUGGUUUUCAUUUUGCAUGGUAGGCCCCAUCCUGGCUCCGAGCCGUUUGUUAUCGGAAAGGAAUCCAAUAUUUGGACCGAAGACUCAAUAUCUGAGAGAGUUACAGACCCGCCAAAGGGUAUGAAACAAAGUUCUUCUGUGCUGUACCAAAGAGCUAUGACGAGGCUUCGAAGGAAACCAGAAAUGCAACUUCUGUUGGAUGUUUCGCACGCCCUACACGACGAAGCAAGAGAAAAUGCCGCAACAAAAGCCUUCCAUGUGAUGUCCAUGAGCUUGCUGGGAACGCCUGGUGUCGCUGCGCACGCGCGUGACCAACAAACCGCCGCCCACAGAUACCUAGGACUUUUUGACAGAAAGCGGAGCUCUUGUAGAGAUCUUAGAGGAGAUCCGGAUGGAAACAAAUGUCUAGGAAUGUGUGGAGCAGGCUGCUGGUGCUGGAAUCUUGUUUGUAAUGACUGUUGUUAUCAUCAGGGAUGUUACGAACACGAUUUAUGUUGCAGGAAAAAACGAUUGUCAGGAUACUGUCUGUUUCCAUUUCUUUAUGGCUUCAAUUGUGAUAGCUACGGGGGAUAUCCCAGCUGCGUUUAG